Nymphalis io (European peacock) is the source of this 1569-nucleotide messenger RNA. Its product is annotated as raffinose invertase-like. The coding region runs from base 26 to 1558 and encodes 510 amino acids. Gene Ontology annotation, biological process: carbohydrate metabolic process. The record is from RefSeq and is a predicted model, not a curated record. Gene Ontology annotation, cellular component: cytoplasm. Gene Ontology annotation, molecular function: beta-fructofuranosidase activity. NCBI's taxonomy places the organism in Eukaryota, Metazoa, Arthropoda, Insecta, Lepidoptera, Nymphalidae. The transcript has a single exon.
AUCAUUCAAGAAUCAAAUUUGGACAAUGGAUAUACAUAUUUUUAUCAUCACGCUGUGGGUUUUAAUUAUACCUGGUGAUUUAAGUGAUUGUGGACAUGUGAAAUCAUUUUUAAAUUGCAACAAACGUUUUCCAAAAAAGAAAUACCGACCUUUUUAUCACAUAACAACGCCAGAUGGUUGGAUCAGUAAUCCUACUGGAUUUACCUUCUACGAAAGGCAGUAUCAUAUUUUUUUUCAAUAUUUUCCAUAUAAUGGAGCGUGGAACCACAUGAGUUGGGGACAUGCGGUCAGUGAAAAUUUAAUAGACUGGAUCCAUUUUCCGACGGCAUUGAUGCCAAAAGACCAUUACGAUAGUCAUGGUUGCCUGGCGGGUUGUGCACUAGUUUAUAAGCAUAUGCUCACAUUAUUCUACACGGGUAAUGUAGUGUCAGGUCGUGAAUCAUUCCAAACACAAAAUAUAGCCAUAAGUGGUGACGGUAUGUAUUUUCAAAAAUAUUUAUAUAAUCCAAUUAUAAGAGAAUCUACGAGCGGAAUAAGAGAAUUCAGAAAUCCUAAAGUCUGGCGUUUUCGUAACGUUUGGUACAUGAUUGUUGGCACAACAUCCAGCGAAAGUAGUGGUCAACUAGUUUUAUAUACCUCUGGGGAUAUGUUUAAUUGGGAAUUAAAUGGCACAUUGGUUAAUUCAUAUGGAGAUAUGGGCUAUAUGUGGGAAAAUCCAGAUUUAUUCGAAUUAGACGGCUACCAUGUUCUUAUCCUUUCAGCCCAAGGAAUACAACCAGAUAGUUGGAGGUUCAGAAAUUUGUAUCAGACUGGAUAUAUUUUAGGAAAUUUUAAUUAUAUUAAGGGUCAGUUUGAUGAUAUGGAAGUCUCUAUAGCUACCUUUCAUCAACUCGAUUAUGGACAUGACUUUUACACCGUUAAAACAAUGCGCGCUAAGGAUGGCCGAAGAUUAUUAAUAGGUUGGCUUGGCACGUGGGAUACUGACUUUAUUGAAUCUACUUUUGGUUGGGCGAGUAUGCUGACGAUGGUUCGAGAAUUACGCAUAAACAAAAACGGUAGAAUACUAAUGACACCUGUCGAGGAAAUAAUUCAACUACGGGGAGAAUUAAUAGAAAACGCUUGGUACAAACCUGGUGAAUAUUUCCAAGCUGAAAGUAAAUCUUUCGAGUUAAUAGUAAAUUCAACUUCAGUAUUUUUAGACGUUGAAAUUAUAUUUGAAUGGAAGUAUGGUGGAUUAACUAUUGGAUAUUCUGCAGAACAUGGAUUCAUCAGUAUCGAUCGAGGUGGUAUUGAUGGUGUACGAAGAGCGUAUUGGUCGCCCAUUGACUAUGUUCACUUGCGAAUUUUCGUCGAUUCCAGUUCAAUAGAAGUUUUUUGUGGAGAUGGUGACGUUGUUUUCUCCAGUAGAAUAUAUCCAAAUCAAAUGCGUAUACGAAUAGCCGGAUAUUCUGAAGUCCACAUAAUGCAGUAUAAGCUACGACCAAGCAUAGGCUUGAAUAAUAAACUAAAACAACAUGUGAACAAUGAUCUGAUAUACAACAACUCCUACAUAUAUUAAUUAAUAUUCAU